Durio zibethinus is the source of this 2833-nucleotide messenger RNA. The record is from RefSeq and is a predicted model, not a curated record. NCBI's taxonomy places the organism in Eukaryota, Viridiplantae, Streptophyta, Magnoliopsida, Malvales, Malvaceae.
AUAUUUAUGUUUUUAUGUGCAUAUAAUAAAUAAUACAUUCAAAAGCUCAACAACAACCAUAGCAAAACUAUGGGAAGCCUCCUAAAUGACUUGUUUGAUUGGAUUAUCUGUCUAAACUAUUUAUCCAACUUAAAAUUAUUCUUUGUUUCGUAGGCCUCGAUUACGAGGGAAGAAUUAACAAAUUUCUUUGUUAAACGAGAAGCAAAUACCUUCAAGGAAAAUGGCUCACUCAAAACUCUUCUUCUUCCCCUUCUUCCUUUUGUUGCUUCUUCAACCAUCUACAAACGGUGAAACAUGCCAGCAGGUUUCCUGCCGUGAUGUAAUAGUUGACUUCCCUUUCCGGCUAAGAGACCAACCGGACUGCUGCGGCAAUCCCAAUUUCAAUCUCUCAUGCACAAAGAAAUCCCGAACCACGAUCACUUUUCCUUUUAGUGGUGAUUUUAUUGUCGACGCCAUCGGUUACUUAGAGACAAAUUUACUGAUCAGCGACCCAGAGAAUUGCAUUGCAAAACAUCUCCUUCAGGGUUUAGAUCUCUAUGGCACUCCUUUUGAGCCACAAUACCCUGAAAGCUACAUCUUUUUCAACUGUUCCUCCUUUGUAUCAAUAGACUAUCCUGCAAUAUAUAUUUCAUGCCUUAGCGAUACAAACUUUAUGGUUUUUGCAAUCCCCACAAUUGCUUACAAUCAGUCGACCUCGUUGGGGUCAUGUCUAGAAAUAGCAACGAUUUUCGUCCCCCUUCCGGUUCAAAAUUGGCCAUACUAUCUUAGUGAGCUUCUGUUAACAUGGGAAGAACCAGAUUGCCAGUCGUCAUGUAACUGUGAAAACCAUUCGAGAUAUUGCGAAUUCACCGGUGGAUGCAAUGAUUUCAAAAAGAAAAGUGGUCUUUCAAACGGUGCCAAAUAUGCCUUAAUUUUUGCCCUGGGAACACCCCUCUUCUUCAUUGUGGUGUUUAUUAUUCAUCACAAGCUCAUUGUCCAUGGUAAUGAUCAGCGCCACCAAUCCACUGUCGAAAUAUCCAGCUUGGCUGCAGAGCCGCAAUUAGCCGCUCGUACUGUAAAUGGCCUCGAUGGAUCAAGGAUUGAAGCCUAUCCAAUUACUUUGCUUGAUGAAAGCUGCCGGCUUCCAAGGCCUAAUGAUAAUACUUGUUCAAUAUGUCUAUCAGAAUAUCAAGCCAAAGAGACAAUAAGAACAAUACCUGAUUGCGAUCACUACUUUCAUGCUGACUGCAUAGAUGAGUGGCUUAGACUAAAUGCAGCAUGCCCUGUCUGUCGCAAAUCGCCAGAUCAAGAGUCUGCUUUAAUAAUCCAUUCUACAGUACCCUCUUCAUCACCACCACCACCACCACUAUAGAUGAUUAAUUCUACAAAAAUGUUUGUAAUUAUUUUGGGGUACAGUAUAUGUUUGUAUUAUACGUAGUGUUAAUCUCCAAAAUAUUCCAAAUUAAUUUGUUAAGUCCCUCAUUUACCGGUCAGCCCUGUACGUACAAACUUUUAUCCUUGCAGUGUUAUACUUCGAUCAUACAUGGCGGCUGGAACCUUAAUUUUCUAGAAAAUGAUCCGGCCUUGCUGCCACCAACCACAAUCUCCCUCACCUAUUCCAACAGUUGAGCUCCGAGAAAUUCUCAAAAUACUAUAAAAAUUACCUACUCUUUUGACUCAUUUCCAUUGAACCAUUAUAAAUGGACACCAGGAAAGUUUCGAAGAAAAACAAAUCAUACAUCUCUUUUUGCCGUACGAGUAAGCAUAAAAUGACACCUUUGAACUCUUCUUUAUGUCCUCUCUCUCAUUUUCUUUGGAUCAUACAAUUUAUUAUAAAAUUCUUUAAUUUUUCUUUGUGUACUUACUAGUCAUGAAAGCUUGAAAGGCAAAGAUAAUUUUUGUGGCUUUCAUUUAGCGCCAUAUGGCUCUCUUUAAAACAACCUACCUAUCCUUAUCUUAUCCUUUCUUUUACUCUCUCUUCAACCAUCAACAAGCGUUGAAAUUUUCCGUGUUUCAUAUGGGAACCAAUGGAUUCGCUUCCCUUUCUGUCUCAACAACCAACCUGAUCGCUGUGGCUAUCCCCGCUUCAAUCUCUCCUGCAGAAAUCAAAUUUUGUUGAAAAAGAAUGAAUUUUAUUGGUGGCUAAUUAAACAAAAAAUCCAUGGCGCUAAUACUUGGCAUACGUUUAUAUUCUGAUGAUUUAUUAGUUUGAUUAUGCACUCAGAUACUAUAUGCAAAAAAAUCUUUUUCAAAAUGAAAAAAAAUCAACGAACGUCAAUUUGAUUAAGAACUACAUAAUUAAAGUUGGUUUACCUUUUCAAGGGACUUAGCAGUUCUUCAAUUCCAAAAAUUAUUGUAAGAUGUUAAAAGGCCGGCAGGAGUCCAUUGGCCAUUGAGCUAUGGCCUUUGCUCAAAACAAAUCCAUCACCCUUUCAUGAAAAUUGAAAGGUGAAAAAGAAAAAGAAAGCAAUGGGAGUCGAUGAUUGGGCUAAGCUGGACCCAAAAUUAUCAAAGGAGGUCCAUUCUAUCGACGUCAAAAGGACGGGAUUACCCUUGAAAGUUUCUAUAUGUUGAGGACAACAAAAGAAAAGUACAAGGAACUCAACUCAAAAGCGGGGAGUUAAACCCGGUUCUGUUCAAAAUUCUGUUCGGAGAGCGCCUUGUUCGUUUGAGCACCUGAUAGAACCUUCUAUCUGUCGAACACAAGAGAUAGAAACGUCGAAUUUUUGCACCUUCUUUCCGGUAUUAUUUUAGUUGUUUACUCUGUUUUCGUGUCCAAGAUUUUACUUUAGAAAUCUUAGUGUACUGCUAUUUUAGUUUUUUUUUUUUUCAUUUUUAAUAUGUUUUUUCUGCA